This is a messenger RNA of Notodromas monacha, 2854 nucleotides long. NCBI's taxonomy places the organism in Eukaryota, Metazoa, Arthropoda, Ostracoda, Podocopida, Cyprididae. The record is from the annotation of a GenBank genome assembly.
UUUUUAUUUUCUUUUCGCAGAGAGUUUGAGACGCGCGCAGUUGUGAUCUCCGGAGCUUUUUGUUGAAAGAAAAAUUAUCACGUUUCUUUGUCAUGGCGAAUGGUGACGCUAACGCAUUACAUAGCCCAUCGAGUGAUGAGGAAGAAGGGAGGAACGUUUCGGUCUUGGGCGAACUUUUGCCUUCAGCAAGGUCACUGGAUUUGAAUGCCAAGCCUGGCAGGAAGCGCUCUGUUGCUGCGACAUCUGUGAAUACUUCCCUCAACAAAACGCUGCCGAAACAUAAACGUGGCAAGAAAAUCAACGUUCCUCAGACGAAGUACAAAAAGCUGAAUGAAGCUUUGGCCAGGCAGUUGAAUGAUGAGCGUCAAAAAAAUCAGGAGCUUUUCAAAGUGGCUCAGGAAAACAAGAUUCUAUUGCAGGAACAAGUGACAGAGACCACCAGGUUCAAAAAUCUGUACAGAGGUGUCUUGAGCAGAUCUACUCCCAAUGCUGGUGCUGCAACAACGCAGCGCACGUUUCUCAACUCCUUGUGCAUAGACAUACAAGCAAUGCACACAGUGCUGAAGUCCGAGGGAAGGGAGAUACAAUUAAUGAAGGAGAAACUUGGAUCAAUGGAGCGACUUCGUCAGACACAUGUUUCUGAGUUGAACGCGCUUUAUCAGCGAAUAGUUCAUGCUCGUGACGAAAUCUCGGACAUACAGGACAUGGAUGUACAGGAUGAAGAUGAUGGAGUGCAGUCCACGUCUGGUCAUCAAGAAUCCUCCGAUGUGCAUCGUGAGAUUCUUAGCAGAAAGUCAAAAGGUGUUUGUCUGCCACAUGUGAGUGGGGCUGCAAUUAGACAGGUGAACAUCAAAAUAGGUCGGGUCUCCGUCAACAGUGUUGGAAGCUCAGAACUGCCAAGCCACACGCCAGAAAUCGUGGAUCUUGAAGAUGAUGCCAGUGACAUCCUGCAACCUGAUGACCACUCAGAAGAGGAACCAUUUGAGUCAAAUGUUGUUGAUGAGCUUGACCUGACUGGUGAUGAUGACCAUGUUGAAGGGGACGCGGUAAUCAAUAGUGCUGGUGAUAAUGCUGCUGUCUCUGACUUGAGCACUGUUGCACACCCCAGUGAGACCCUGACUGCCCAAGCCGAUUUUGAGCCAGACAGUUCAAUGGAUGAGUUGCCGUCACCAAUUGUGGACCACUCACCAGUGCAACCAGAGCAUGUAAAUGAGUCAACCAAUGCCCGUGUUACUGAAAACCAAGUGACGGGAGUAUUGCUGGAGGAUUCCAUGAGAAGAGUGACCUUGCGGCGAGGUUCCCGGCAGCGAGAGAGUGCCACAGCCCAGGAGACCCAUGGACCCUUGGCAACUUCCAGCCGGAGAAAUCCAAUGGACCAAGGGAGGUCUAUGGGCCCACAGAAACGUGGUGCGUCUUCUAUUGCCGCCCGUGCUUCAUCAGCACGUCACAAGACUGCACCAGCAGUCCUUCCAGUUGAAAGGGAGGUAUCUGAGAACAUGCUCCCUGGAUCGUUGGAAACCGAUGACGCUGAAAUUCUUGGGGACGACAUGCUGAGCGCACAUUUCAAUCCGAGAAUCAUGGUUGAGAUGUUGGACUGUAGUGACAAUGAUGACGAACAUGUUCCGACUGGGUGUCAGGAAAGGAAGAGUGAUAAUGCGGGUGAAAGUCGGUCAAGACGGACAAGAGGAAAGGCAGUGAACUACAAGGAGCCAAUGGGGAACAAGAAGCUGCGUCGGGGAGACCCCAUGUCCGAUGAAUUCUCUUUGGCACUUGCCCCCAGCCUUGCUACAAAGAUGGAUCGCAAGCAAAUAUCCAAGCAAAGUCACCCUCUUCCUGCAAAAAAAUCAACGCGGGGUUCGCGGAGUCAGAAAGAAUGAAUUUCUGGAGGGAUUCAGUUGAUUCCAUGAGCGGGUUAAAUUGAAUUCUCGGUGUCCCAGUUUGUGAAUGAUGCGUAAGGACCAACACUGCAGCAGGGAUAAUUGCAUUUUCAAGGCCCAGCUUCUUGAAAGGAUCUCUUAAGAAAUUUUCCCUGGGGAUUUAAAUUAUUUCCUUCUUUUCUGAUGCCUCCUCGUGUGUUCUCAUUUGUGUGUUUUGUGGAAUUUUGAUUUUAACACUAAUAGCCUUACGUUAUUUGCAGUUUAAAAAAAUUUUUAAUUUUCUCUCAACCUUCUUUUCAACUUUUCGUGCUGCUUCGCCAAUCCUCACUGACAUGAUACUUGGAUGCAGCAUCUAGUUUCCAGUGUGAACAUCUGUUUCAUGGAAUGAUGAGUAGAUCGGUCAGGUUUUCUUUUUAUUAUUCUUGGAAGGUUGUCGUUGCCUUACGGGUGUGUAAUUAUUUUUGUCUACAUUGAUGCUAUAUGUGCGUGCGUGCGUUGGGGUUCUUAUGAUUAAUUUGAGAGGAUUCAUGCCAAUUUUGAAGCGCUUACUGUUGUGAAGGCUUUUCUUGAGAGGAACUAUUUAUGAAUGAAGAAAGCCCGUGCUCCACAAUUUUUUUGCCGAUGUGAGUUGAAUUCUGCUGUAUCUUUUAAAUACCCCUACUUUAAAAUCCGCUUUUAUUUUCCUUUUGCGAGGUGAAAAUUAUCCUCGAGUAUUCCAGUUUUAAGAUGGUGGCAUCGUUUAUUGUGUUUGAGCAAGUUUCGUUUGAUAAGUUUAAGUUUUUCCAACUCAACCGAAUGGAUUGUGUUCAGUUUACGAAUUUUUUACAUGAUGAAAAAUCCUUUGGAAGGGUUAACUCGGUGUUUUUUUCCGUCUUGUAAACUUUUGAUUCUACCCAUGAAUUCACGAUAAUUUUUACCUUGUGAAAUUUUUUUUUAGUGUGAAUGAAAAGUACAAAUAUUUGAUGAUUUGCCUCGAA